AACCAUCCAACCUUUCUCUCGCGCGUAUCGGAUUUCCUUGAGUAGUGCACACAUAUUACACUGUGGCUGGACUCGCGAGCUUAUGAUUUAUACCGAAUGGAAUAAGGUACAGACGAAGGAGAUGACUGAUCCAGUGCCCACUAGUGCUGUUGGGGUCUGGGUAGGUAACAUGUAUUGAGUGUGUUUUGAGUGGGGCCAGACAUCUCAGUGGAUCAAUUGGCCAAUAUAAAGCUACUUCCUUACUUAUUAGAGGAGGCUCAUUUGAUGUAUCUGUAAGAUGUUGGAACUAAUAUGUCUUUAUCAUUGAAUGAUCUACUCCUGACGUGGAAUACAUGAUGAGGUGAAGGUAUCCAAUGGAGUUUUAAACAGCAGUAUUAUAGCAGUGAAUGCCUCGUCAUGGCCAAGAGCUCUUCCCCAGAAUAUGUGCAGCGUACAACACAUCAAUGACUCUUACACUUGAAUUGGAAGAUGUACAUGUCAACAUAUCUUCAGUUUUCAUUCAGGCCAUUACAGCUGAGGAUGAUGGCGUAAAUCGCAGCAGCUCUGAACAAGUUGUAAAUGGUACUCUUCCGAUGAUAUUGAACUUCACCCUAUCUUCUUUGUCAGCAUACACAUAUUACAAUGUCAGAGCAGUUGCUACAUAUGUCUUAUCCAAAUGUAAUACAAAUCAGUAUGCUGGACAUCCUAAGAUGAUCUGGACUGAACCUGGUGUACCUGACUCUCCGGCAGAGUUGAAAAUUGAAAACAAUGGAAUAGCUUCUUGGGAUGCAGUUAAUCCAAGAACUGAUAAUCCUAGAAUCUCAUACAUUCUUGAAGUAAUUGGAGUUGAUGAUGAAGAAAUUGCUGUGACUAAAGAUGUGGGAAAUACACGCAAUGCAAAUCUGAACGACUUCAAUUUAGAAGUUGGUCAAAACUAUAACGUUUGUGUCCUUGCAAUGAAUAACAUUGGGAACGGCAAACCAAGCUGUGUUCUCUACACACAUAUGAUGAUGCCAACCCCAGAUUCUGGGCCAGGUGUCUUUUCCAGUGGUGAAUAUGCUGCAAUUGGGUCUGGAGUUGGUGUUGUGUGUAUACUGCUGCUACUUAUUGCUAGUCUCAUUGUUUACUUGGUGUGCAGAAGAAAGAACAGGUCAUUGACAAGGUCUGUUUUCACUCAUGGCCCUGACUUGGAACUAAAAAAUAUACAUGCGCAGUGUUCUCAUCAAACCACUACAGACAAUAAUGAAAGCCUGUGCAAACCCACUUCAGAGCCGCCUUCAGCUACAGUACAGGAACUUAAGGAAGAACUCAGCAAGAGAAACAUGCUUUUUCCUAGCAGCCAGCUGCAGCUCACCAAAGUUGUCUGUCAAGAUUCACCUUCAGCUACAGUACAGGAACUUAAGGAAGAACUCAGCAAGAGAAACAUGCUUUUUCCUAGCAGCCAGCUGCAGCUCACCAAAGUUGUCGGUCAAGGAGAGUUCGGCUUGGUGUAUCGUGGGUAUAUUAAAACAACCAACGAACUCGUUGCUGUCAAAACAGGAAAAGGUAUACAUUUUUUAAAUUGUAAUGGAAAGGGAGACAAGACAGGGAUGGGAUCUACAAACUAUGGGUUUAACAUAAUACCCCUGAGCCCAUCACAAGAUCCCUACAAGUAAAUAGUGUGGAAUAUAGGGAUGCCAUAAAUAGGAAGGAGACAAGACAGGGA
Geodia barretti is the source of this 1684-nucleotide messenger RNA. Lineage: Eukaryota; Metazoa; Porifera; Demospongiae; Tetractinellida; Geodiidae. The record is from the annotation of a GenBank genome assembly.